Messenger RNA from Gryllus bimaculatus (two-spotted cricket), 514 nucleotides. The record is from the annotation of a GenBank genome assembly. Lineage: Eukaryota; Metazoa; Arthropoda; Insecta; Orthoptera; Gryllidae.
AUGCUUGAGCACUGCCGUUAUCCUAAUGUGCAAGUGCCCCCUCCGCCGCCUGGGCCCGGCUACCACAAGUGGAAGGACGGCCUGUACAAGCUGCACUCUGACUUCGUCACGUGGGAGAAGGCGAACGCGACGUGCAUAGCCGAAGGCGCCCACCUGCUCGUCCUCGACUCCAAAGAGGAGGCGGCGCACGCCCAGGACGUGAUCGACCGCUUCCUCAACUCCUCCAGCUUCUUUCACGUCGGCUUCCACGACAAGCACAAGGAAGCCAACUACGUCACGGUCUUUGGAAAGCCGUUGGCAAACACGGGUUUUCAUCAAUGGUGCCCAGGAGAACCUUCAGGAGGCAGUCCUGAAGGCUUGGAACAUUGUGGAUCAAUUAAGACAAUUAAUAAUGCGGUGUGUCUCAACGACAUCACUUGCAAUGUAUUCGAAGCGCCCUUCUUCUGCGAAUAUUAAUUAGUAACCUUAGGCCUACGUCACACGAGCGUUGCGUUGACGCUCGUUAAGAAAUGUG